Messenger RNA from Hyposmocoma kahamanoa, 1711 nucleotides. RefSeq lists its product as uncharacterized. NCBI's taxonomy places the organism in Eukaryota, Metazoa, Arthropoda, Insecta, Lepidoptera, Cosmopterigidae. The record is from RefSeq and is a predicted model, not a curated record. Bases 88 to 1563 code for a protein of 491 amino acids. The transcript is spliced from 8 exons.
GAGUUUUCCACUUGAAAAUUAAUUGAAGUGACUAGUGAGAGUUCGUUAGUUAUAGUCUAUUCGAGGAGGUGAACGUGUGGUGCGGUUAUGGGGAGUCACCAUAGCCACGAACAGAAGGAUGGCGAAGGAGGGAGCGGGUUUAACACGCCGCGAGGUGGUUCGCGACGCGGCGCAACGCCGAGGGGCUCCGCGGGCGACACCGAGAAACCUGAAAAGCCGCAACCUACUUCCAUGGUACCCGUUGAGAAGCUUGGAAAGCUACUGGCGCAGCGAUCACAGAAGGAGGAUGGCGUCAGCGGCGUCACCGAGAAGUCGUUCACGAAAUACUUGUUCCCGAUGUACCCGGAGCUGGCGCGUCAGUUCUACCGCUGGGUACACCGCGCGGGCAAAUGCCGCAACCAACACAUCCCACUGUCCGUGUUCCGCACGCACUGCGAGAAGAUCCUCGGCAUGAUCGACGACAACGCCAUCAUCGAGACUUACGUCAAAAUGUUCGCGACGGAGGCGGACGAGAACACGAUGGAGCCCUCGGGUCUGCGCAGCCUGCUCUACACCAGCUACAAGCUCUCCAUGGACCACUACCCUGAGGGGCCGCAGACCUGCCUCAUGAUCAACAGGACGCUGUCGUCGGUGGUGAACGGCUGCUUCAACAACAAGGACGCGCACAGCGUGGGCUUCGUGGUGCGCUGGCUGAACGAGCACUGCCACCGCCUCGUGUUCCCCGUGCACAGGUACUGCGUGCACAUGCUGGCCACGCGGCACCGCGACCUGGAGGCGGCCGUGGAGUCGCCGUGCAGCGGCGCGGGGCUGGAGCUGGCCACGCCCGUGCUGGAGCGCAGCCCCUGGCCGGCGGCGCCGCACGCCAAGGACGCGCUGCUGCCGCUGUCCGUGGCCUGGCUGCUGGCGGGCGCCGCGCCGCCGCUGUACUCGCGGCCGCUGCAGGCGCUGGGCGGCGGCGCGCUGGCCUCGGCCGCCUGGCUGGCGCGCCUGGUGUGCGCCGUGCCCGUGCACUGGGUGCCGCUGUACGCCUCCGGCGACCACGGGCUGGGCGCCAACCGCUUCCUGCACCACACGCUGGCCUACCGCGGCCCCACGCUGGUGCUGAUCGCGGCGCAGGAGGCGCUGGUGGUGGUGGCCAGCCCGCAGGAGUGGCGCGAGUCGCACCAGUACUGGGGCGGGCCCGACGCCGCGCUCGUGCAGCUGCUGCCGACGUUCGCCGUGCUGGAGCGCGGGCCCAAGCUGCUGUACCUGAACACGUCCAUCCGCGGCUACCCGCUGGGGCUGCGCGUGGGCGCGGACCCGCGCAAGCCGGCGCUCAGCGUGGCCGCCGGCUUCGACGCGCUGACGCUCCGCGGCGUGCCCUUCGCCGUCAGCAGCAUCGAGGUGUGGGGCUGCGGCGACCAGGCGUCGCGCGAGACGCAGCUGGAGAUCAAGAAGUGGCAAGUGCGCGAAGCCGAGCGCCAGAGCAAGGUGAAGCUAUCGGCCGCGGACUGGAUCGACCACCCCGACCGCUACCUGCUGGAGCUGGCCGGGCGCACGCAGUACAACACAUCGGCCAGCUAGCCCGACGCGGACGCGGGCGCCGCCGGCCCGCGGCGCUAGUGGGGCGCUUUGGGCGCUUUAGGGCGCUUUACGGCGUUCGCCGGCAGUCGACUGCUCGACGCUGCUUGCGGGACAGCCGCGCCGCGCAGGAGCAGCUCCCGUUUUCCAA